Molecule: messenger RNA, 1146 nt
Organism: Recurvomyces mirabilis
Lineage: Eukaryota; Fungi; Ascomycota; Dothideomycetes; Mycosphaerellales; Teratosphaeriaceae
Gene: RPN9
Product: 26S proteasome regulatory subunit
Exons: 2
Coding region: 1-1146 (381 amino acids)
Biological process (GO): ubiquitin-dependent protein catabolic process
Cellular component (GO): cytosol; proteasome regulatory particle, lid subcomplex; nucleus
Molecular function (GO): structural molecule activity
Source: RefSeq, a predicted model, not a curated record
AUGGACAAUGCAAAGGUGUCCAAGGCUUUGCAGGGCGCGCGCGAGAAGUCACAUGAUGACCUCCAGCACUACUUUCUGAGCUUCGAAGAUUACUGGGAGAGGAAGCUGUGGCACGAGUUGACGGACAUUCUGGUUGAGUACUACCACGAAGAAGAGAGCAAGCCGCAACGGAUAGAGCUGUAUGAAGGGUUCGUGAAGGCAUUUGCGGACAAGAUCAAUCAAUUGAAGUUGGUGGUAAUUGGGCUACAGGCGGCGGGACAGUGCAAAGACGACAAGACACGCCUCGACUUCCUCGCAACACUCGCCAAGCGAGUCAACAAACCCACGAGCCAAGAUGCCUACGUUCUCGCACUCUCACGCACUGCUUCUGUACGACUUAGCCUAAGUGACAAGACAGGCGCACGAACCGACCUCGAUACGUGCGAGAAGACACUCGAGAACUUCGACAGCGUGGAGAACGUAGUGCACGCCUCCUUCUACCGCGUCAGCGCAGACUACUACCAACAAUCGCACUCCUUCGCCUCAUACUACCGCACCAUGCUUCUCUACCUCGCAUGCGUCGAUCUCGCCACCCUUGCGCCGAAAGAUCGCCAACGCAUCGCAUACGACCUCAGUAUCGCCGCGCUGGUGAGCGAGACCAUCUACAACUUCGGCGAGCUCCUGCUCCACCCUAUUCUUGAGAGCCUGGCCAAGACCGAGCACGACUGGCUCCGCGACCUCCUCUUCGCCUUCAACCGCGGUGACCUUCACGCUUACCAGAUCCUUCAAACACAUCUCCGUGCCAAUAGCUUGCUGCAAACACACCAGACAUUCCUCUACCAGAAGAUCUCCCUUGCGGCCCUCACGCAGCUCGUCUUCUCCCGCUCGCCACAGGAUAGAGCUAUGACUUUCACGACUAUCUCGGAGGAGACUAAGGUGCAGCCGGACGAGAUUGAGCACUUGAUCAUGAAGGCUUUGAGUUUGGGCUUGUUGAGGGGCAGUAUCGAUCAGGUGGAGGAAGUGGCGAGGAUUACGUGGGUGCAGCCGAAGGUGUUGGAGAGAGGGGGCAUUGAGGCCAUGAGGGAAAGGUUGAGGGAGUGGGAUGCUGGGGUGGAGAGGCUGGGGCAUUAUGUUGAGGGCGUGGGCAAGGAGGUGUGGGCUGCGUAG